CGGGCGGGCGCGGAGGGGGACGGGUGGAGGGGGGGGGAGCGGGGCUGGGGCCGCCCAGCGCGCAGGCGCCCUGCGGCCGCCAAUGGGCGCGGAGCUCCCGCCGCGGAUCGGCGAUCGGCUGGCGCUGCCUGGCGGGGACCAGAGGGCGGCGUGGGCUCGGCGGAACAGCGAGGGGCGGCCCGGUACCGGGUGUGUGUGUGGGUCCCACCUCGUGGCCCGCGGGGGCCCCCUGUGCCGUCUCCCCAUGGCGGCGAUCUACUCCGGCAUCUACCUGAAGCUGAAAAGCGCCAAGACUCCAUGGGAAGACAAAAUCAAACUAGCCCGUUUUGCCUGGGUUUCUCACCAGUGCGUUCUGCCUAAUAAAGAGCAAGUAUUACUCGAUUGGGUAAGCCAUGCAUUGGUUUCAUACUACAAUAAGAAAUUUGAACUGGAGGAGGAAGUUGUUGAGAAACUCUGGGCAUAUUUAGACAACGUUAUCCAUAGUAGAAGACUACAGAAUCUCUUAAAGAGUGGGAAGACAAUUGGUCUCAGUUUUUCAAUUGCACAGGUCAUAAAUGAAAGAUUAUCGCAGGCCUGUUCUCAAAAAACACAGCAAAACAUUGGCACAGUGCUGAGUUGCUCCAGUGGCAUUCUUUCUACUCCGUCACUCUCCAUCAUUUACACAGCAAAGUGUGAGCUCUUGGUUGAUCUCCUCAGCAAGCUGUCCAAGCUGGCAUGUCAGCAGCUGGCUUCUGAUGACACCGUGGGCUCCCAGGUGUUCAGUGUCCUCCAACUUACCUUUGCUCAGUACCUCCUGAUCCAGAGGCAGCAAACCAACCCGAAUCGUGUGUUUGGGCAAGUGACAAGUCACUUGCUCCAGCCAUGUCUGCUCCUGAGGCACUUGCUGACUGUGAGGAGCUGGACACAAGCAGAUGACAACCACGUGCGUCAGCACCUGAGCAGGGAAAUACGAAACCAAGUAGAAACUUUGUUGCAGGCUGGGUUAUUCCAACCUGAGCUUUUAUCAUCUUACAAAGAGGAGCUGCUGCCAGAACAGGAACUCCAAGUGAAGAAGAAAGGAGCUUUGAAAAGUCUUUUGCUACCAGUCAAUACAGUGCAGACCAAGCUGAGCAGUGGCUUUUGUGAACCUGCCCUCCAUGGAGCUGUUGUGGCUGGUUCAGUGUCCCUGCUAUAUAAGCUCUUUCUGGACUCAUACUGUAAGGCAGAAAACCACCUUGCGUGUUUCCAUAUGCUCAGCAGGCUUUUUAGCUGUCUCAGGUUCCCUGCCCUACAGCAGGGAAUACUCUCCCCUGCGGAUUGGAGCACAGAGCUACUUGCUUUGGAACAGCUUCUGAACUUGGUGCUUAGCAGUGAUAUCUAUAAUGUUGCCAGUGACCGUAUCCGGCACAAGGAGAUACAAUUUGGGUUUUACCGCAAGCUAGCACAGAUGUUGGUGAGUCACUCCCAAGCUUCCAUCCCUGCUUGGUUCAGGUGUCUCAAGCUCUUGAUGUCGUUAAACCACCUUAUAAUAGAGCCAGACUUGGAUGCCUUAGUAGCCUCAGCUUGGAUUGAUGCUGAGGUCUCCGAGCCACGUACGAAGAAGCCCCAGGAGGCUCUCAUCAGCACCAUGUUUCAGACUUACUCCAAGCUGCGACAGUUCCCACGGCUCUUUGAGGAGGUGCUGACAGUCAUUUGCCGGCCAGCUGCUGAUGAACUGAGGCUGCCUGUCUUCUCUGCUGGCCUGACAGGAAAGCUUCGCGAGUGCCUCCUUGAACUGCCACCCAACCAGAUUCUGGACAUUUUGUGUCUCUGUGUGGAGAAAUGCCAGACCCUUAUCAUUCCUGCUGUUGAAAGGUCAGCUGACAUGGCCUUGAAGCUGCUCUCACUGAGCUCAGUGCUGCAUGCUUUUCUGUUCAACAUGAGAAGCCUAGAUGAUAUCACUCCUUCCCCUGUGGUUCUUCGCACUCAGAGUCUGCUGUCAAAGAUGCAGAAGGGAAUAAUCCAGCCACUGAUGGAGCUGCUGCAGGCUCCUAGAAGAGAGGAAGAGAAGUCAGACCUUUGGCUAAGAAAGGCCAGUGACUCUGCUCUCCUCCUUGUUUACACUUGGGUUGAGGUGGACACUUUGUUUCGUCUUAGCUGCAGUAAAUAUGUGUCUCCAGCAGCUGAAAUUGCUGGUGCUGUUACUGCAUCUGCUGCAAGGCGCUGGGGCAUUCCAGCUUUCCUCUCUGGUGUGGAAGAGCAGUGCUGGGAGAGAGUCGUGGAACUUGCAAAUAGUUUUGCCUCCACUAGUAAAUAUUGCUUAGAACUGCUCACGCUUCAGAAAAUUAAGAUGAUCUUAAUGCAGACCGAAGCUGACCUACAGGCCUUGCAGCAUGCUGCAGCUUUGAUCCUGGAGUCUGGGAGAUCCAGCAUGAGCAGGGGAGAAUCUGAACCAUGGGAUGGAGAUAUCAGCGCGAUAAGUGAUCUUACCUAUCCCACGGCCCACUGGCACCUUGUCAUCUCCAACCUGACUAUCCUGUUGCCGUAUCUUUCCCUGAAAGAUGUAGAGUAUAUUGCAAAUGUGCUUCUAGAGACGUUAGUAUUGGCCAAAGCUCAGGAAGCGGCUGCAGACCAGGAGCCUUCCAUCAGCAUUGGAAAGAUAUCACUUGGUUUGAUGCAUAGCUCCUUUCUCCCAGAAAUGAUGGUCCUGCAUUGUACUUUUCUGACCAGUCUUAUUCAUCGGUUCACUAGGGUGCUGCCCUCUGCUGCCAGGGAUUCAGUAGAUCUGCCACUUCAGCAGCUGUCUGCAGGUAAUAUCCCUUGGCACGAAGAAAUCCUGGCUUCUUGCAGACCUGUUGACCCGUUAGAAGCACCAUCAGAAAACAAACUGCUGAAGGAUGAGGUCAGCUUGUCUCGGAAAACACUGGAGAAAGUUGCCCAAUGUAUAAUAUUGUUAGCAAAAAAUGGCCGCCCCCUCAUCCUGAAAGAAAGCCAGCUAGAAAGCUGCUUGGGUUUGCUCGAAAUUGCUUCCCUUCUGAAACUAGACAGUCUUCUUCCCUCUGACUGUACCCGGUGUUUUCUGGUGCUGCUGUCCCUGCUAGCUAAUACCAGGGCUAGUGCCUCUUGCAGCAAACCCUUAUUGCUGAAGUUUUUAAGUACCUGCUUCCACCUCCUGAGGUGCCUGCACGCUGGCAGGAAUGCCAACUCUGUUUUUAAGGUGUUUCAUGCCAGCGAUGUUCUUGAGACUGUCAUGACAUCCCAGCUUACAGCUAGCAAAUUCUUCACUGAUGUUUUGACUGUUCCUGAUUGGGCACAGUAUCUCCAGGAAGUCCAAGCCUUUUUGGAAGACUUUCUUCGGAUGAUUGUUGAGAGAAGGCAAAGUGUGAAGCUCAACUUGGAAAAGUUCAUGUCUUUCCUGAUGAGCUGCGAGCCAGACAUUGGUGCAGCCAAAAGCAAAGGCUGGAAAAACUGGAAUCCUGCAGCCGGGCAGUUACUGCUCAUGGCAUUCACCACACUGUGUCAAGUCAUCACACUCUACCUAGAGCAGCUGCCACAAAAGAAGCUGCAGUCUACGGAUGUACUGUCUGCUCUGUUGGAGCCUGUAGUUCUGCAGAUGGUCAGAACUGUUGAACAGGGUCUUCAGAGUAACACCCAAAACCAGCCUUUGCCUGUGACAUUCAUACCAUCUGUCACUACACUUCUCAAAGCAGAUCUGAGCCAUGCUGUCAAGAGGGACUGGCAGAAGGAGCCCAGUGGGUUUUUAGAGCAACCCCGUAUUAAACUGUACCAAAAGUUUUACUCCCAGAUACUGAGAGAGCUGCCCUGCGCGGGAGAUAAUCUGCAGUUCCUUCAGUCUGCAUUGCAGUUCCUGACAGUCUUCUGCUCAGUGCCAGAGCUGUAUCCUGGAGAAGAAACUGCGGUCACGGUUGUUUUUGCUAUAAAAAAGCUUCUUGCUGGUGCUGCAGUCACAACCCAGGUGAUCCAAAGUGUGGAGACGGAGCUGACAGAGGUACUUGUCCAGCUGCUGGGAAGCUGCUCUGCUGAGGAGUUUUAUACCAUAAUGAGGCUUGUGCUGCAAGGACUGGAAAUGAAGAACAUUUGGCAACAGAAGGCUAAAGAAGUAUUGUCGGCUGUUACGCUAAUGAAAUUGUUGCUCAGCUGCCCAUUACGUGGAGACAAAGAGAAAGCUUUCUGGUUUGCCAGCCCACAGAUAAUCACAGCUUUAGCUAUGCAAACCAAAGAGGCCUGUCAGGACCAGUCACUGAUUCCCACCAUAGUUGUACCUAUUCUAGAGACCGUAGCAGCUCUGCUAAGGCAAGGAGAAGGGGUUAUUUUGAAUCCACACCAUGUGGCAUUGGCUUUCAGCAUUCUCCUAACGGUUCCUCUGGAUCAUCUGAAGACAGAAGACUAUCGCAGUAUCUUCCUGGGAGUCCAUGAAGUGCUCUUCUCUAUUGUGCAAUGUCAUCCAAAGGUGCUGUUGAAAGCAGCACCGUCUUUUCUGAACAGUUUCCAUCGUCUGGUUGUUUCUGUGAUGCAUGAAGGACGUCAGAAAGGAGACAAAGGCAACACAGAUGAGUUUGAAGUUAUACUGAAGUGUGCACGCUUAGUGGAACGGAUGUAUACUCAUAUCACUGCAGAAAUGGAGGACUUCACUGUGUUUUCUGCUUUCAUUGUGGCUCAGUAUGUGACUGAGUUGCAGAAGGUCACUUUGCACCCGGCUGUUAAGAAACAUCUCACAGAAGGGAUAUAUCGCAUCCUUGACCUUUGCAUUGAACGGGACAUCAAGUUCUUAAAUACGUCGCUACCAGCAGGUGUAAGGGAGGUCUUUAAGGAUCUGUAUAAUGAUUACAACCACUAUCACAAAGCAAAAAAACAGGGGGAGGAAAAGUAUACUGCGUGAUGAAUCCUGCAGGUGAAUUGAUCUUGCAGUGCUCAGAAAAUCCUCAGUUGCUGUUUGGUUUGGGAUGACCAGUAAGAUCAAAUCUGAAGAGGGUGCUCUAAACAUGGAUUGCAUCUAUCUCUAUACAACCAGCUUUCAUAAUGGGGAAAAGGGGAACGGGAAGGGAGGAUGUGCUGUUAGGCCUGGUCCUGCUGUGUGCCACAAAUGGCAGAAUUGCUGCACCUGUGCUGGCCCCAGUGAACUCACUGGGAGCCCCGGGGAGCUCGCUGCAGUCUGGCAGCAGAUGUCGGGCUUCAGGCUUUGGCAUGUCAUGAUGCUUUUCUGUGGAAGCAAUAGCCUGGUGUAAAACCCAGUGAAGGUUAUAACUCGUACUCUUGCUUACGUGGUAAGCAGAACUAAAGCAGUUAAAAUGCUUAUUUUUGUACCCUGUUAUUUUACAUUUUGUUACUGAAGAAAUUUGUUACACAGCUGUGUGGUAGGCUACUGUGCAAAACUGUGGAAAUACAGUAAAAAAUAUUAAAGUUUGUAUCUCUUUGCAUGGUU
This is a messenger RNA of Chroicocephalus ridibundus (black-headed gull), 5401 nucleotides long. It is a transcript of the gene URB2, whose product is annotated as URB2 ribosome biogenesis homolog. Lineage: Eukaryota; Metazoa; Chordata; Aves; Charadriiformes; Laridae. The transcript has 10 exons. Gene Ontology annotation, biological process: ribosome biogenesis. Gene Ontology annotation, cellular component: nucleolus. The record is from RefSeq and is a predicted model, not a curated record. Bases 83 to 4858 code for a protein of 1591 amino acids.